This is a messenger RNA of Lodderomyces beijingensis, 2739 nucleotides long. Lineage: Eukaryota; Fungi; Ascomycota; Pichiomycetes; Serinales; Debaryomycetaceae. The record is from the annotation of a GenBank genome assembly.
AUGUCAUCAGGAUCACAAUUUGGUAGAGUUACUAACAAUCCAAGAGACAAUGACGAAAAACAACGUCUAAGGAGGGAAAAGUUGGCUGCCUUGAGAGAAAAGAAGCAGCAGCAAGAACAAAAGCAGAAAGAGCAACAGCAACAGCAACCGGAGCAAAAGCAGGAGAACGGUAAUCUAGCUGGCAAAAGUAAAACCGCCGAAGAGAGUUUGCGAUUGAAGGACUUGGAAGAAAAGCAGAGACAACGCCAGCAAAGACUUGAAGAAUGGAAGAAGAGCAGAUCAAAGAAGGAGGAAGGUUCCGUUGCUGGUGAUGGCAAAAGACAAAAAGCUGGAAUAGCUCUUGCUAAGAAGCCGCUCCUGAGUAAACCAAAAGUUGCCUUGAGCAAGAAAAGAGUGUCGGAUUUUGAUGUUGAAACAGAGGUUGUAAGAAAGAAAGCACCCAAACUUUUGCAGCAGCUGAAUCUUGGCGAAGCAGCAAACAAUGUCUUGCACAAGGAACCAUCAAACCAUGACGAGCUUGACGACUACAUGAAUUCAAUAUUUAGGGCAAAUGAUGUAGAUGGAACGGAUAACAACGACGCUACCGUACAAGUUGCCGACAAAAGACCAGGUGCUGAUGGCGAUAGCCAUCCGGAACCGAACAACGAUAACAAUGAUCCCGAUUAUAACAACGAGGAUAACUACGACGAUGAUGAUGAGGAGGAGGAGGAGGAGGAGGAAGACACAGAUCGACUUUUAAUGUUGAAAUUGACAAAGUUGCAAAAUACUGGUAAACAACUACAAGAAGUGGACCAUAAACUGAUAGACUACCAACCAUUUACCAAGAAUUUUUAUCAAGUUCCGUUUGACAUCAAAGAUAUGAGUCACAGAGAGAUUGACAUGCUACGAAUGGAAUUGGACAAUGUUCGUGUUAGAGGCAAGGAAACGCCUGCGCCGUUUACUCGUUGGUCCCAGUUACUCUUGCCCAACAACAUCAUGUCAGUUGUCAAUGAGCGACUAGAAUUCAAAAAGCCGUCUCCAAUUCAGAGUCAAGCCAUUCCCGUUAUACUCUCUGGACGAGAUUUAAUCGGUGUUGCCAAGACAGGAUCGGGCAAGACAUUGGCCUAUGUGCUUCCCAUGAUGCGUCACGUACAAGAUCAAACUCUGCCGAACCCUGGAGAUGGUCCAAUUGCCUUAAUAUUGGCUCCAACCAGAGAACUAGCGUUGCAAAUUGAACAGGAAGUGCUGAAGUUUGCUACGGCAAACCUGGAGUUGAGAGUUUGUUGUUGUUAUGGUGGCUCGAGCAUAGAAACUCAAAUUAGCGAACUUAAGCGAGGAGUCCACGUUGUCGUGGCAACACCGGGCAGGCUAAUAGACUUGUUGGCUGCCAAUGGAGGACGAGUAUUGACAUUGCGCCGAACAACUUUUUUGGUGUUGGAUGAAGCCGACCGGAUGUUUGAUAUGGGGUUUGAGCCCCAGAUUCGCAAGAUUUGUUCCCAAAUUAGGCCGGACCGGCAAACGGUUUUGAUAUCGGCUACUUUUCCAAAGAAACUAGAGAUGCUUGCGAAAAAAGUACUUGAGAAUCCCGUUGAAGUUGUUGUGGGUGGAAUUGGCGUCGUUGCCAGUGGAAUUACUCAAGAAGUUGUCCUUUGCAAUGACAAUAGAGAUGAAAUUAGAGAUAAAAAUAAAGAGGCAGAGCCAGAAUUAGACAUUCGGAGUGUCAAAUUAAACACGCUCAAACUGAUUUUGUCCCGGCAUGAACUCAAUGGCAACAACAAAUUGUUGAUCUUUGUAGAAAAACAAAUCGAUGCUGAUACUUUGGUGUUGAAUCUUUUAAAGAACAAGAUCCCCUGUGUGGCCAUACAUGGCGGUAAAAAUCAAAUGGAUAGAGCACAUGCAAUCAAGGAGUUUUCAGAUAGAGAAAGCGGUGUCGAUAUCUUGGUAGCUACUUCGAUCGCUGCACGAGGCCUAGAUGUCAAGAAUUUAAGCUUGGUUAUCAAUUUCGAUCCUCCGGGCCAUUUGGAAGAUUAUGUACAUCGAGUCGGUAGGACCGGCAGAGCUGGCGCUAUGGGGAGAGCCAUUACCUUUGUGACCAAGUCUCAAGAAAAGGAAAUCAGCAUUUUGGUAAAAGCUCUCAAAAUGAGUCUGAAUCCAGUUGACCCGUCCUUGCAAGAAAUUGCUGAUCGUUUUGCUAAAAAAAUCGAAUCUGGAGAAGAACGCAAAGGUUUUGGAUUUGGUGGUAAAGGGUUGGAUAAACUACAAAAGGUCCGCGAUAAUAACAUGCAAAUGCAACGUAAAAUGUUUGGUGGAGCCAAAGAAGAGGUUGAAAAUAAAAACUCGCGAGAAGCCACGAAUGAACCGGAUGAAGCUAUUCUGUCAAUGGUGUUGCCCACAUUUGAGAUAUUUGAAGGAAACUCGCCCGAGACUUCAGGGCCCGAUACUUGUAAGUUUUUCUGCCGAAUCACAAUCAACGAUAUGCCUCAGAAAGUCCGAUGGAGCAUUGUUCAGGGAGAAACAUUGGCCUCGAUUGUGGACUCAACAAAGACGUCUAUAACUACCAGAGGCCAGUUUUACUCGCCCCAAUCUGCAGAGCAACCAACAAGCGAAAAGCCCAAGUUGUAUUUGUUGGUGGAAGGACUCACUAGAAAGUCGGUUGAAAAUGCCAUUGCUUUGAUUAAGGACAAGAUGCUUCAAAGUGUGGAGCUGAUGAGUUUAGAAGAUUCAAAUCGCUCUGCUGCAACCGGUCGCUACAAAGUGUAG